AUGCCGAGAUGUGAUGACCACGGUAUACUGAUGGUGGUGGAUUAUAGCACAGUGAUGUUAGCUGAAGCGAUCACGCCCGCAGUCUGGUUUAUAUUCCAUUCAUGGACUAAUGAUCUCACUGACUCUUCUUCUGCAGUAAGAAGUGGUUUGGCUUCUGCUGAAAACCACUGUUUCAAUCUCUCUGGCCUUUGCAAAAGAGACACCUGCAAGAUACAGGAUAUAAUUGGUGCCUACCGAAGACGGUGGAAAUGCUGUCGCCAGUGGUGGAUUCUUCUGCCAAUUCCAACGUCCAUUAUCUAUUCAGAUUAUCAACCACCCAUUAAGUAUAAAUUGAAAUGA
Molecule: messenger RNA, 339 nt
Organism: Orcinus orca (killer whale)
Lineage: Eukaryota; Metazoa; Chordata; Mammalia; Artiodactyla; Delphinidae
Product: beta-defensin 109-like
Biological process (GO): cell chemotaxis; defense response to bacterium
Molecular function (GO): chemoattractant activity; CCR6 chemokine receptor binding
Source: RefSeq, a predicted model, not a curated record